This is a messenger RNA of Frankliniella occidentalis (western flower thrips), 873 nucleotides long. RefSeq lists its product as uncharacterized. Bases 1 to 873 code for a protein of 290 amino acids. The transcript is spliced from 3 exons. The record is from RefSeq and is a predicted model, not a curated record. NCBI's taxonomy places the organism in Eukaryota, Metazoa, Arthropoda, Insecta, Thysanoptera, Thripidae. Gene Ontology annotation, biological process: DNA integration. Gene Ontology annotation, molecular function: nucleic acid binding.
AUGACGAAAACUACUGCCACUGAUGUUAUUGACUAUCUAAGAACUCUUUUUGCUCUGUUUGGUUUACCCAACGAGUUAGUCUGCGACAGUGGUCCACCAUUUAAUUCACAAGAGUUUAGUCAAUUUCUACAGAAGAAUCAAUGUCAUCUUUUGCAUUCACCUGUCACUCAUCCUGCGUCCAAUGGGCAAGCAGAGAACAUGGUGAAGAACUUCAAGAAGACUUUGAUGAGGCAGUUACUUGGUCCAGAGACUAGUAAGAGAACCAUUGCACAUCAAGCUAAACUCCGUCUGAGCUGGUUCUCAAGAGAAAGAAUACAGUCUCAACAAGAAAAGAUCAAGAAUCUUCACCAGAAUGAAAGAAGAUUCAAGCCUGGUGAUAAAGUCUGGGUCAGAGUCGAGGUAGAAAAGCAAAUGAUUUACAAGCCUGCUAGCAUUGUGAAGAAAGUGAGUGAAAACUACUAUGACAUCGAGUUGAACGGCCGACUGAGGCAUACCUCAUCAGAGCACCUGUUUGACCGAGAUCCACUGGCUGAACCAAUUAGCUUGAAGGCUUUACCUCGACCUGCUAUUGAAAUACCAGAAAAUGAACAAUUCCUAGUUCAAAAUCCCACUCCAGUUCCCGUGAUAAAUUCUGCCAACAAUUCUACUCCUGUGGCAUCAUCACCGGGAGAGCUUGCAACACAAGUUCCAAGUGUGCAAUCUUCGUCAGCAACUCCUGCGAAAGCUACUCCUAUUCUGACGGCUUCUAAUCCAACUUCUUCUGCGGAGAGAAUGCCGCCGAGAAAGUUAUUUCAAACUGCUGUACCUUCUAGCAGACCACAGCGCAAUGCUGGUUUGCCUUCCCGCUACCGGGAUUACUUUGUUAAACUGUGA